GUUACACGUGAUGACUACUACAAACCAGACCCAUCUUAUGACAAACAUAGCUAUUGGCCUUUGUACCUCCGAUUGCUCCUCCAUCCUCCUUCGAUUUCUGCUCCAUCCUCAGCGGCGCCGACUUGGGCUUCGACCUCUACUUUCGAUCGGGCGAAUAAAGAGUAUGCCAAAUUUAGGGAUGCAGAUUUGAGCAUGUUCGACCCUUAA
Molecule: messenger RNA, 207 nt
Organism: Lactuca virosa
Lineage: Eukaryota; Viridiplantae; Streptophyta; Magnoliopsida; Asterales; Asteraceae
Source: the annotation of a GenBank genome assembly